AACUGACACCUCAUCAUUGCUUCGGAAAAGGCAGAUACAAGAGGACGCAGAAGAAACUCUCACAGGAAAACAAAGCUUAAAUUAUGCUGCUUCAUUCCUCUCCUUCUCUCUCCUCAAUUCUUCAUUGAAAACGAAAACCCCUCGCUCCGACUUCAUAUUCCACCUUCGUCAUCAUCAUCAUUCAGAUUCCCACUCUCGAUUAUUUAUUCUUUUACUUUGGGAUUCUGCGCUCUUGUUGACGGAUGCAGACGCAAUUUCUGGAAUCGUUGAUGCCUGUUAUAUGUUUGAGACCUGAGAUUUGCUAGUCAGUUAUAAAUUUAAGAAAUUAAAGACCUUUUUCUUCUGCGAAGUGUGGGCACUGCCUACUUCACGCAGUGCCCAUGGACGCCACUACUAGUGGAACCCCAACUUUGCAAUACCAUAGCAUUCCUGAUCAACCAGUUACUGCCAUUGUUGCCACAUCUCUACCAACAUUUCAAAGACAACAACGCCAUUGCUAUGGAAACUCCAGUCCUGGGGAGUUUCCCUUGUCUGCUAGUCACCCUCAUAUUGUUCUUCAUGUCCUGACAGCAUGUAACUUGGAUCCUGAAGAUUUUGCUAGGCUGGAGGCAACGUGCUCCUUUUUUAGGCAGCCAGCAAACUUUUAUCCUGAUUUCAAUUUGUCACUAUCCGAACUUGCUGCGUUGGAUAUGUGCAAGAAGAGAGCCAUUUUUAAGCCAAUGACCAGUGAACAACAGCAAGAGUUGAAGCAAUUAUGUGGAGGCUCUUGGAAACUUGUUCUGAGGUAUUUACGGGCUGGAGAAGCAUGUUGCAGGAGGGAGAAAUCGCAGGCGAUUGCAGGUCCUGGUCAUAGUAUUGCGGUGACAUCAAAAGGUUUUGUUUACUCAUUCGGCUCCAACAGUUCUGGACAACUUGGGCAUGGCACCACUGGAUGGGAAUGGCGCCCUCAGCCUAUCAGAGCUUUGCAAGGCAUUCGGAUUAUACAAGCAGCUGCUGGGGUUGGGAGGACAAUGUUGAUUAGCGAUUCCGGGCAGGUAUAUGCCUUUGGGAAAGACUCCUUUGGGGAUGCUGAGUAUGGAGCACCAGGAGCUAAUUCCAUUGCAACUCCACAGUUGGUAGAGUCUCUGAAAGGCAUAUUUGUGGUUCAAGCUGCAAUUGGAAACUUUUUUACAGCUGUAUUGUCAAGAGAAGGCAGGGUUUAUACAUUUUGUUGGGGUAGCGAUACCAAACUUGGCCACCACACUGAUCCAAAUGAUCAGGAACCUCAUCCUUUAUUAGGAGCUCUUGAACACAUACCAGUGGUGCAAAUUGCUGCUGGAUACUGCUAUCUUCUUUGCCUAGCUUGUCAACCAAGUGGAAUGUCAGUAUACUCUGUUGGAUGCGGCCUGGGUGGAAAGCUUGGACAUGGUUCAAGAACUGAUGAGAAACAGCCCCGUUUGAUCGAACAGUUUCGGCUUUUAAACCUUCAGCCCAUGGUAGUUGCUGCUGGUGCUUGGCAUGCUGCUGUAGUGGGGCAGGAUGGCCGAGUAUGCACAUGGGGGUGGGGCCGUUAUGGGUGCUUGGGUCAUGGAAAUGAAGAAUGUGAAUUAGUACCUAAAGUAGUUGAAUCAUUGAGCAAUGUCAAAGCUGUUCACGUUGCUACUGGAGAUUACACAACCUUUGUGGUGACUGAUAAUGGUGAUGUGUAUUCAUUUGGCUGUGGAGAUUCUGCUAGUCUUGGGCAUAACCCUGGAAAUGAUGGACAGGCCAAUGGGCACGCGAAUGUUUUAACUCCGGAGAUUGUAAUGUUGCUGAAACAGGCGAAUGAGAGGGUGGUACAGAUCAGUCUGACAAAUUCUGUGUACUGGAAUGCACACACAUUUGCACUUACUGAAUCUGGGAAGUUGUUUGCAUUUGGGGCUGGAGACAAAGGACAGCUAGGAACACAGCUUGGGGAGGACCAGACUGAAAGGGGGGAGCCAGAAAGGGUUGAUAUUGAUCUAAGCUGACAAAUUCUUUAUAUCCUAUUUAUUAUCAUCAUCACCAUGCAUAGCAUUUAGUGUUUAAAUGUCUCUGUUUAUUCUGUAAAUAGAAUCAAAGAAAGCUUCAUAUCAAGGUCUAAGCAGGGUAAUCAAGUCUCAAGGGUUGCUGUUGCUAUCAUAUAUAUGGUCUUUGGAUAAUUUAUCGUUAGGCUUUUAAUUAGUCCUUCAUAGUUUGAUGCAUUGUGAAUGGUCAUUUACUGCUUAGUUGCUUUGAAUUGUUUUCAUAGAUAUUAUUUUCCUUUUCUUUUGCUUCUUUACAUCCAUGUUCA
Messenger RNA from Prosopis cineraria, 2290 nucleotides. RefSeq names its product ultraviolet-B receptor UVR8-like. The coding region runs from base 381 to 1988 and encodes 535 amino acids. The transcript is spliced from 7 exons. Lineage: Eukaryota; Viridiplantae; Streptophyta; Magnoliopsida; Fabales; Fabaceae. The record is from RefSeq and is a predicted model, not a curated record.